AUGCCCGAACAUAAUACUGACUCGAGAACUGGUCUGCCUGCAAGACGACCACUCAAGCCAGGGGAAUGGGCUUGUGUGGAAGGACGGUGUUCUCAGAUCAAUCAGGAAUCCUCGUUUGUGUGUGAAGGUUGUGGAAAGCGUAGGUUACUUUGAACUUUGAUGCAUUCUCUGUUUAGAUAAACCAAAACCGAAGGGUCGCGCUGCUGCUGAGUUGGGGAAACAAGCGGCUGAAAAAUCAAAAGGUCUAUUUUCGGCCGAAGAUUGGAUGUGCACAAAGUAAGCGAAUGUUCCUUGAAUUGUGAGCCGAACCUCUUUUGUCGGGAGAACAUGAAUCAGAUGCGCCUUCAUGUUUUUUGAAUAAUUGUUUCGAAAUUUUUAGAUGCGGAAAUGUGAACUGGGCCAGAAGAAAUACUUGUAACGUCUGCAAUGCCAAGAAAUUAGGUGAUGCCGAACAGCGCACAGGUAUGUGUACAAAGGUAAACCUUUUUCAUUCUUAUUCUGUGUUUAGGUGCUUUCAAAUAAUAUUCUUCUUGCCAUAAGCCUGUCGUGUUUUUAGGAUUUGGCGGUGGGUACAACGAUCGUCAGAAUGUUGAGUACGUAAAGCGAGAAUACGACGAGGAGUUCGAUGAGUUUGGACGAAAGAAAAAGAGGAAAGGAGAGACUGGAGAUUCCAGAAGAGAUGAGUCCAGAGACGAAGACCGCCCGAAAUUAGGAGAUGUUGAUAUUGAUAAAGCGUUUUCCCUUGAGGCAAGUGCAAAAUUAUAUUUUUUAAACUUUAAAUAUAAUUUUGAAAUCGUAUUGCAAUUUUAUUUUCCUUUAAUUUCAGCCUGGCUAUGCAGAAGAUGAGGAGGAAGAAGAGGAUGAUGGAGAUGACGCUGAUCUGGCCAAGUAUGAUCUUACAGCCGACCCUGAGCUCAAGGUUUCCAUUGAUAUCACCAAACUCCAGAAGAAGACCUCAGAUGAAAAGAAGGACAAAUCUGAUUGUUCUUCUGAGUGAGUACUAUUUUUUUAAAAUUAUUUUGGGUUUAGAUGUUCUUGUUCAUGCAGUGGAGGUGAAUGUUCAUGUGAGGAGAGUGAAGAAGAACGACCGCCGGUCAAGAAAAGCCGAAGCGACAGAGAUCGAGAGCACGAUAAAAGGUAGGAUAAGAUCAGAUUUAUUUAUUAUUAAUUGAAAUAUUGGACAAGUAGGUAUAAAAACUAUUUCCGGACUUUGUUGAUGGCGUCCUCAGCUUGUUUCCGGGCUUGGCUGUAGAUGUAACAGUCUUGCCAACUCAUAAAUUGCGCGAAUUUGGGAUGGAUUACUUGAGUUUCCUUCUUUUCUGGGUUGAGGGCAUCAUAGACGGCAGCUUGGUGUAGAAGAUCCAAUCUUUUCUCAGCUUGUCGACUGAUCUGGUCCAGAUAUUCCUUGUCCAAUGGCUGAGUAUCAUGUUGGCUGGGCAUGGAAGGAAAAGAAAAAUGGCUGUAGUUGGCCAUAGUUUAAAUUAGAGCUGUUGGAAUAGGAUAAGGUGAGGUCGAAUGACUCGUUUCUGAAAGCCUCUGCCUUUAUAAACUCGGUUCGCAGAAAUUAUCUGUUACCCGGAGCAAUGAAAUCAACGUAUUUCCGGGGUUGUUGAUUAGUAUUACCUAAUAUUGCAGCUCGUUUUGUUAUUUUUGUUGUUAUUUACAGAUCCCAUCGUUCUCGAGACCGUUCUCGUGAUCGAAAUUCCCAUCGAGAUUCUCGUCGUGAGCGAAGUAAAGAACAUGGAAGAAGCCGAGAUCGAAGCCGUGAGAGAAGAAGAAGCCGCGAACGACGCCGAAGCAGAUCCAUUGAACGCCGGAGAUAUCGCUAGGAAGGACUUGAAAGGGUUCAAGAAAUGUUGUUGUUAA
Bursaphelenchus xylophilus (pine wood nematode) is the source of this 1866-nucleotide messenger RNA. The record is from the annotation of a GenBank genome assembly. Lineage: Eukaryota; Metazoa; Nematoda; Chromadorea; Rhabditida; Aphelenchoididae.